Ostertagia ostertagi is the source of this 342-nucleotide messenger RNA. The record is from the annotation of a GenBank genome assembly. Lineage: Eukaryota; Metazoa; Nematoda; Chromadorea; Rhabditida; Trichostrongylidae.
AUGAUAAAUCGGCUCGAAGUUGCGUGGUCAAAGCUGGAUGAUGAAACCAAGGAGGAAUACGGAGAGUAUUACAGGAGUUACUUCGCAAAGCUAUGGAACGAGCUGUUUUUCACAUUGAGUUCGACGAAGACAUAUUAUGUUGUUGAUAAUUACAUGCAUGCCCUCACAGCCUUGUUUCCAAGACAUCGGUACUACUGCGGUUGGGAUGCGAUUUUGCUGUUCGUACCGAUCUCACUUCUUCCCUCAUGGAUAUCAGAUUUCAUUAUGCGAUCCAUCAGUCGACAGGAACGAUACCCAGCAGCAAUCGAAAAGAAGAUGAACAAACUUAAAAAACUUGCCUAG